Messenger RNA from Saprolegnia diclina VS20, 923 nucleotides. RefSeq lists its product as hypothetical. The transcript has a single exon. The annotation marks the transcript as partial. Gene Ontology annotation, molecular function: ribonuclease T2 activity; RNA binding. The record is from RefSeq and is a predicted model, not a curated record. Lineage: Eukaryota; Oomycota; Saprolegniomycetes; Saprolegniales; Saprolegniaceae.
GCUUUCACAAUUCUAUUUGCUGUUUCCAGCCACGUAUCCAUGAUUGCCUUGGCGCUUGCGGUGGUGGCGAGUGCCGCGUUCGUGCAGGCUGAGACCAUUGCCAACUGGGGCGUCCAAGACUACUGGGUGCACACGUCGACGUGGACGCCCGAGCACUGCCAGUGCUUUUGCGAGCGUCUCUGCUCGCACCCGACCGAGUUUCUCAAGCGCAACCUUGUCUCGUCCGGCCUCGUACCGCGCAACAAGGACUGGACCAUUCCACGCUGCGACGCGCCCAUCAACCUCUUUAGCCCCGACGCCAUCCGAGCGGCCGGGCGCGACAACUUGGUCCAAUAUUUCCCGCUCACAAUGACGCGGGACCUGGACCACAUGUGGGACCCGAACGCAACCGACCCGAUCAUGGACGUCACGAGCUUUGGGUAUCCCUGCGGCGGCCUCCACGAAGCUGCGUACCUCAAGACCGUGGUGCAAGUCGCCAAGUUUAUCAAGACGCCGGCGCUCCUUCCCAACAGCAUUGGCAAAAACAUCUCGACAAAGGCGAUCCGGGAUGCGUUUAAGAAGGAACAGAAGCUCGAUGUGGUCCUCCUCUGCACCAAUGGCGCGUUCGCCGACGUCAUUACGUGCUGGACCAAGUCCAAGCCACUCAUCUACCAGCAAGCGCAUGACGACCAGGAGAUUGCACCGCUUUUGCCCGUGACGUGCCCGCCCGCGAUCAAGGCGCUCGACACAUGCACGGGCAAGACGUCGUACAUUUAUGACUUUAUUCCGACAAAGGCACCGACGCCCGUGCCAACGGACGAACCCACCGACGGUCCGACGGACACGCCGACUUCGGGCCCGACGCCUGCGCCGACGUCCGACCCCGCGGUCGUCGACGCGUGGGUCGCCAAGUACACCAAGGACCACGGCUGCGUCCUCUUUGG